CCCACCUGACCUGCAUGCUCCACGCGCGACCCGGACUCGACUUCACUUGGAGCCCCCCUCGUUCUCCCGCCCGGUUCCCAAGGAGACAAACCGGGGCCGCCAUGGACCUCCUGAACCACAGCUACCUGGACACGCGCCACCCGUACGACUACACCUUUAACUUCUGGAACGACUACCUCGGCCUGUCCACGCUGGUCACCAAGCCCGCCAAGCUCAGCAUGCCCGGGAACCCCAACUCCAUCACCCAGUCCCUGAAGGCGAGCCUGGGGCUGGACGACCCCCCGGGGCCGUGCCCGUGCGUCCUGACGGGGGGCUCGGACUGCUGCUGCCCGCCGGCCAGCCCCCCGCCAACCGCCGCCCUGCUGGACCUCACGGAGCGCUUUUCCCUCCCCGGUCCGUUCCAGAGCCCGUUCGGAGCCCCGCCGCCGGAAAGGGACGUGGCGGGCUUCGGCUUCGACCUGUUCGGCAUGGAGCGGCGGCUGCGGAAGCCCAUCUCCCGCGGCAAGCAGGAGCCCAAGAUUUGCGUGUUCUGCCGGAACAACGGCGCGCCGGAGGAGGUGUUCGGGUCCCACGUCCUGAAGACCGCGGAGGGCCGGGUUGUGUGCCCCAUCCUGCGAGCCUACACCUGCCCGCUGUGCAGCGCCAACGGGGACAACGCGCACACCAUCAAGUACUGCCCGCUGUCCCGGGACCAGCCCCCCCCGCGCGCCCUGAAGGGCGGCCGCGCGGUGGGCGGCAAGAGGAUGAAGGUCUUCUGAGGAGGACCGGGUCCGGGUCAAUCGGGUCCGGAUCUACCGGGUCCUGGUCCGGGUUCAGCUGCACUGAAGAGCGGUUCAGACGCUUGGAUUUCCGUGACUCCGAGUUCACAAACUGACCAUUUAUUUUGGUGUUUUUUUGUCUUUCCGAGAUCUCUUAUAUUUUUAUAGUUGCUUUAUUCACAUAGAAUAUUUUUGCUUUAUUUUUCUUUGUACAUCAGAUUUAUUUAGUCGUUAGUUUGUAGGCAUCUGAGAGCGCGUAUAAACGCCUGUAUACCCCCACCGUUUAACCGGAGGACCGGGGGUUCGGCUCCUAUGUGACCCGCGCGCCUCACGGGGUGAACGUCAGAUUCCUACCGAGUAUUUUUAUACGCUGAGCGAAGUUUACUCACUUCCGGUUAGUCUUAGAACACCAAAGUUACGUGUGCUGUUCCUCCGAGGGUCCGGUACACCUGUCUCUAUGACAUGUUCCCUGGGACCCUGUCCCUCUAGGACCUGAGACCCCCAGUCUCUCUAGGACCUGGG
Molecule: messenger RNA, 1280 nt
Organism: Gadus chalcogrammus (walleye pollock)
Lineage: Eukaryota; Metazoa; Chordata; Actinopteri; Gadiformes; Gadidae
Gene: nanos1
Product: nanos homolog 1
Exons: 1
Coding region: 15-758 (247 amino acids)
Biological process (GO): oogenesis; negative regulation of translation
Cellular component (GO): perinuclear region of cytoplasm
Molecular function (GO): mRNA binding; zinc ion binding
Source: RefSeq, a predicted model, not a curated record